Molecule: messenger RNA, 1708 nt
Organism: Macroventuria anomochaeta
Lineage: Eukaryota; Fungi; Ascomycota; Dothideomycetes; Pleosporales; Didymellaceae
Exons: 1
Coding region: 129-1457 (442 amino acids)
Molecular function (GO): GTPase activity
Source: RefSeq, a predicted model, not a curated record
CGCUCCACUUGGACCAACCAACACUCCCCUCCUUUACAGCCGCUUAUAGAUACAGUUGCACCUCGUGUGAUUGGACUGUGAAUAUCUGUAUCGACUCCGGCCAACGUCCACCCCCGGAUACCACCACCAUGGCUUCCGCCCAAGCUCCCGAGAGCUCCGCGGCCUCGAGCCCUCCAGUUGCUAUAGUCUGCGUAGGCAUGGCUGGCUCUGGAAAGACGACCUUCAUGCAACGCCUAGUAUCACACAUCUACACGCACCCAGACCCAACCUCGAAAGAGCCCUCCGUGUCGAAGACCGCACCAUCCCCGCCGUACAUCAUCAACCUCGACCCUGCAGUUCACCACGUCCCCUUCACGCCUAACAUCGACAUCCGUGACAGCGUCAACUACAAGGAGGUCAUGAAGCAGUUCAAUCUUGGGCCGAACGGCGGUAUCUUGACAAGUCUGAACCUGUUCAGCACCAAGAUUGACCAGGUGAUUGGACUGCUAGAGAAGAGGACGCAGGCACCAGAGCCAGUGAAGGAGCCUGAGCAGACAACAGUCGAGUUCAUGACAAGCAGUGGGAAGGAGAAGCAGGCGGCACCGGCGCAGCAACAGCAGGUCAAGCACAUCCUGGUCGACACACCAGGCCAAAUCGAAGUCUUUGUUUGGUCAGCCAGCGGAGAGAUCCUGCUGUCGAGCUUAGCAAGCACGUUCCCUACCGUCAUUGCAUACGUCAUCGACACCCCGAGAACCACAAGCACCAGCACCUUCAUGUCGAACAUGCUGUACGCCUGCUCGAUUCUGUACAAGACGAAGCUGCCCAUGAUCUUGGUGUUCAAUAAGACAGACGCGCAGGACGCUGAGUUUGCGAAGGAGUGGAUGACAGACUUCGAGGCUUUCCAGAGUGCGCUGCGAAAUGAGGAAGAGGGUGGCACUUUUGGCGGCGACGGUGUCACUGGCGGUAGCGGCUACAUGAGCAGUCUGCUCAACAGUAUGUCCCUCGUCCUCGAGGAGUUUUACAAGCACUUGAGCGUCGUAGGAGUCAGUGCCAUGACAGGUGACGGCAUGGACGACUUCUUCAAAGGCGUCCAAGAGAAGAAGGCAGAGUUCGAGCGCGACUACAAACCAGAACUGGAGCGAAGGAGAGCUGAGCGCGAGCAAGAGAAGCAGGCUACCCGACAGCGCGAACUCGACAAGCUUAUGAAGGAUAUGAAAGUUGGUGGUGCCGGCACAAAGCCCAAGAAGGCGCCGCGAAAGGAAGAGCCUGAGACAGUGAGCGACGCAGAAGAUAUGGACGACGACGAUGACGACCACCCAGCCAACGACUUCGACGACGAUUUCGACUCGGAAGAAGAUGCCAUGGAUCCAGACAGCAACCUCAAGCAGCGAUACGCACAAGCACUGAGGGAUAGCGGUGGACCCUCAAACGAAGACAUGAGUUUUGCCAAGUACGUGCAGACGGCCAAGUUCACCUGAGCACCUGAGCGCUCCCAAUCGAGAUAUCGAUCCAAAGCCAGCAAUCUUCAACGACAACAGACUACCAAACUCACGACAACCCAAGAGAUCUGCCCCUCGAACCCCAAAGCCCCAGCUUUCCGCCUCGCCCCCAACAACCACCGAUCUCGCUUCCCACAUCCUGGUCCACGUCGGAAGUCACUGCAUGAUACGUAUCUCGGUCGGUGGCUCGAACCCACUCAAACACGGAUACCUGCAUCCCCCACCCGUCG